UGAUCAUUUCCUAAUUCCUAACCCUGGCUGCAAAUAACCGCUGUUUGUUUCCGUUAAGUUCUGGUCUUUCAUUUCUGUUCUUCCACUUCCUUUUCCUUCCUCCCAAUUUCAGUUCUCACAGGAACGCGAUCAAACAAAAAUGAUGGGAAAUUGAAACAGUAACAGAGCAAAAAACAAUCUAAAAAACUUUUUUUUUAAAACUAAUCAUAAUUUAAUUUUUUAAUGGGGGACGCGUACUGCUCCGACUGCAAGCGGCAGACGGAGGUGGUGUUCGACCAUUCAGCGGGGGACACGGUGUGUUCGGAGUGUGGAUUAGUGUUGGAAUCGCACUCGAUCGAUGAGACGUCCGAGUGGAGAACUUUUGCUAAUGAGUCUGCUGAUAAUGAUCCCGUCCGUGUAGGUGGCCCUACCAAUCCUCUCUUGGCUGACGGUGGCCUUUCCACCGUGAUAGCAAAGCCUAAUGGCGCUUCCGGCGAGUUCCUUUCAUCUUCAUUGGGUCGUUGGCAGAAUAGAGGCUCCAAUCCGGAUCGGGGGUUGAUUUUGGCGUUUAAAACUAUAGCUACCAUGUCUGAUAGGUUGGGCCUCGUUGCAACUAUAAAGGAUCGGGCUAAUGAGAUCUAUAAACGGGUGGAAGAUCAAAAGUCCAGUAGAGGAAGAAAUCAGGAUGCCUUAUUGGCUGCUUGCCUCUACAUUGCUUGUCGACAAGAAGACAAGCCACGAACUGUAAAGGAAAUUUGCUCUGUCGCCAAUGGAGCCACAAAGAAGGAAAUUGGCCGAGCAAAAGAAUACAUAGUGAAACAGCUGGGGUUGGAGACAGGUCAGUCAGUGGAGAUGGGAACAAUACAUGCCGGGGAUUUUAUGAGGCGUUUUUGUUCCAAUCUUGGUAUGAAUAAUCAAGCAGUGAAAGCUGCCCAAGAAGCUGUGCAGAAGUCGGAAGAGUUCGACAUAAGGAGGAGUCCUAUAUCAAUUGCAGCAGCAGUCAUUUAUAUCAUAACUCAGCUUUCUGAAGAGAAGAAGCCUAGUCUCAAAGAUAUUUCAGGUGCUACAGGAGUUGCCGAGGGAACAAUCAGAAAUUCUUACAAGGACCUCUAUCCUCACGUGUUGAAGAUAAUACCAAGUUGGUUUGCCAAAGAAGAGGAUCUCAAGAAUCUUUGCAGUCCUUGAAUUAUAAAGUUGACAAUAAUGGGAAUGCCUACACGAUUUGAAUUGGUUUUGAAACCUUCCAUCAAUAUGUUAGAAACCGUUGAGACAUGAAUCAUUGUAUAAGGCCCUUCUGUUUUCAAUUUUCCUGGACAACUGAUUUAGUUGAGACACAUAGGAAAGCAAAAGUAUGUAAGCCAUUCAAUUCUAACUCACGCUUGAAGGAGCAUUAACAUCCAACAUGUCAAUGGAUAUUGAUGUGUAUUAUGCAAUCAAAGCCCACUUUUGAACCA
Molecule: messenger RNA, 1433 nt
Organism: Hevea brasiliensis (rubber tree)
Lineage: Eukaryota; Viridiplantae; Streptophyta; Magnoliopsida; Malpighiales; Euphorbiaceae
Product: transcription initiation factor IIB-2-like
Exons: 7
Coding region: 223-1164 (313 amino acids)
Biological process (GO): DNA-templated transcription initiation; transcription preinitiation complex assembly
Cellular component (GO): transcription preinitiation complex; nucleus
Molecular function (GO): TBP-class protein binding
Source: RefSeq, a predicted model, not a curated record